This is a messenger RNA of Macrobrachium nipponense, 1275 nucleotides long. RefSeq lists its product as uncharacterized. Gene Ontology annotation, biological process: DNA integration. Gene Ontology annotation, molecular function: nucleic acid binding. Bases 1 to 1275 code for a protein of 424 amino acids. NCBI's taxonomy places the organism in Eukaryota, Metazoa, Arthropoda, Malacostraca, Decapoda, Palaemonidae. The transcript has a single exon. The record is from RefSeq and is a predicted model, not a curated record.
AUGAAUGAGGAAGGUUUAAUAUGUGUUGGUCAAAGGAUUUCAGUAUGGCUGAAGGAUAAUUGGAACAGGAGUACAUUUGUGUUGUUACCUGUGAGGCAUUCAUUCACAAGAUUGUAUGUUAAACACAUCCAUGAGAUAGAUCAUGCUGGUGUAGAGGUAACCUUAGCCAAAUUGCAAUCCAAGUUUUGGGUGCCUGGAGCCAGGAAACUUAUGAAGUCAGUGAAGGCUCGGUGUGUCAUUUGUCGUAAAUUGGCUAAGAAGACUGAAGAGCAAUGCAUGGGUCAGUGUCCAUCUGAGAGACUUCAACCCGCCCCACCCUUUUUUAAUACAGCUAUUGAUUUGUUUGGACCAUUUAUUGUGAAAGACACGGUCAAGAGGCGCACUAGAAAAAGGGUUUAUGGGAUAAUCUUUAAUUGUAUGGUGAGUAGAGCUGUGUACUUAGAUUUAGCAGAGGGUUAUGAUACAGAGAAUUUUUUAAUGACAUUACGUGGGUUUGUCUCCAUAAGAGGAUUUCCAAAGCAUAUGCAUUCAGAUGGAGGCACACAGUUAGUAGCAGCUAACAAAGAAUUGCGAACUAUGGCCAGGAACUGGAAUAUGACACAAAUUUCAGAGUUUGGUAGUGUUUUCGGAAUGAGUUGGACAUUCAACAAGUCUGCAGAUGCUCCAUGGGAGAAUGGGUGCAGCGAAUCUCUGAUAAAGUCUGUAAAGAGAUGUAUUAUGAUGUCUGUUGGUACUAAUAUUCUUUCAUGGAGUGAGCUUCAGACUUGUAUGUUUGAGAUUGCCAAUUUAAUGAAUAGCCGUCCAAUUGGUCUCAAACCAGGGUUUGAUCCCAGUUUGGGCAUUUAUCUUUGCCCUAAUGACUUGCUCUUAGGUCAUACAGGUGUCAGAGUCCCAAGUGGAUUAUGGGAUGAAAGUAAUAAUCCAAGGCAAAGUUUUCAGUUUAUGCAGAAGAUUGUAAAUUCUUUUUGGAAGAGGUGGCAUCGAGAUGAUUUUUCUUCACUUUUAGUUAGGCAAAAAUGGCAUACUCGGCGUAGAAAUUUAAGACCAGGUGAUAUUGUACUUAUACAGGAAAACAGUAUUGUAAAGGGUGCAUGGAAAAUGGCCGAAGUUGCCGUAGCUGUACCUGGAAGUGAUGGUCAUGUACGACAUGUAACCUUGAGGUAUAAAGUGCAUAAACCAGGUCCACAGUACAAAGGUCAAACCGAUAUGUUAAUUAAACAGUCCGCUCAUAGACUGAUAGUUUUACUUCCUGUUGAAGAGCGUGGUGAAUGUUGA